AUGCCCGACUCCUCCUUCGCCGGCACAGGCAUGGCCCCCUCGAGCUCGGCGGCGGCGUCCAUGGCCGCGCUCGCGGCGUCUGGCGACGGCUCGGACGACUCCGGGGCGGCCAACAACGGCGCGCCGCCGCCGCCGCACGGGGUGGAGGACAACAACCCCGCGGAGCUGGCGGCCGUGGGUGGUGCCUCCAGCAGCUCCUCUCGGGCGGCGGCGAGGAGGGUCGCGGCGGCGGCUGGCGCCUCCGGCUCCUCCCCGGUGGCGUCGGCGAGGAGCAGGGGCGCCGGCGCCGCGGUGGCCGCCGCGGCGGGCGGCGGCGGCGGUGUCGGGCCGAGCUGCCAGGUGGAGCGGUGCAACGCCGACAUGGGCGUGGAGAAGCGGUACAACCGGAGGCACAAGGUGUGCGACGCGCACCGCAAGGCGUCCGUCGUCCUCCUCGCCGGCCUCCGCCAGCGCUUCUGCCAGCAAUGCAGCCGGUUCCACGAGCUGUCGCACUUUGAUGACACCAAGCGGAGCUGCCGCCUGCGCCUGGCCGGGCACAACGAGCGGCGCCGGAGGAACCCGGCGGAGGCGCACGACCAGAACGGCGGCCGGGGCGACCCGGGGAAUCUCCACCUCCACAUCAGAUAA
Miscanthus lutarioriparius is the source of this 627-nucleotide messenger RNA. Lineage: Eukaryota; Viridiplantae; Streptophyta; Magnoliopsida; Poales; Poaceae. The record is from the annotation of a GenBank genome assembly.